AUGGCCAGGGCUGCCGUUUCGGCGGUGGAGCACACCCUGGCGAUGAUAAAACCAGAUGCAGUAAGGGCGGGGAAAGCCUUCGAAAUCAUGCAGCUUAUAGAGCUUGCGGGAUUUUCCAUUGUCUACAAGAAGCAAACCGAGCUCAAGCCAUCUGCGGUCGAGGAAUUCUAUGCCGAGCAUAAGGGCAAACCAUACUUCCCCAAGCUCGUUCAGUUCAUGUCCAAUGUUCCAAUAUGGGCGAUGAUCCUGGCGAAGACCGACGCAAUCUCCCACUGGCGAUCCAUGAUGGGCCCAACAUGCUCGGAAACUGCCAGAGAGGAGUGCCCAAAGAGCAUUCGCGGUCUCUAUGGCAAGGACGGAACUAUGAACGCUGUUCACGGCUCCGACUCCGCCGCAUCGGCCAUGCGAGAGAUACAGUUCUUCUUCCCGGGCGUCGUCCUCCGCGGAGCGCCUUCGUCGCCGGAGGAACUUGGUCAGUGGCUUGGCUCGGCCUCUGAUUACAUCGCCGCCAACCUCCAGCCCGUGCUAAUCAAAGCCCUCACUGUGCUUGCCAAGCAGAAGCCAUCCGGAGAGGAAUUCGAGGUCAUAACAUUCCUGGCUAACUGGCUCCUGGCCAACAACCCGAACAAGCCCCGUGUCGUGCCUCCCGGGGCGGCCUGUGACGCGAUGAACGUGGAAGAAGAGGUUGAAAAAACCAAGGAGUGA
Messenger RNA from Ostreobium quekettii, 705 nucleotides. The record is from the annotation of a GenBank genome assembly. Lineage: Eukaryota; Viridiplantae; Chlorophyta; Ulvophyceae; Bryopsidales; Ostreobiaceae.